Molecule: messenger RNA, 630 nt
Organism: Sphaerodactylus townsendi
Lineage: Eukaryota; Metazoa; Chordata; Lepidosauria; Squamata; Sphaerodactylidae
Product: taste receptor type 2 member 119-like
Exons: 1
Coding region: 1-630 (209 amino acids)
Biological process (GO): G protein-coupled receptor signaling pathway; detection of chemical stimulus involved in sensory perception of bitter taste; sensory perception of taste
Cellular component (GO): membrane
Molecular function (GO): bitter taste receptor activity; G protein-coupled receptor activity
Source: RefSeq, a predicted model, not a curated record
AUGGUCAGCCUCUGGUGGGCCACAUGGCUCAAUGUCUUCUACUGUGUGAAGGUGACCAACUUUACUCAUCCUCUUUUUGCAUGGCUAAAGCUAAGAAUUGGGAUGUUGAUGCCCAGGAUCCUUGGAAUAUCUCUCCUAGCUUUCAUAAUUUGCACCUACAUUUUUCCUCCAAACCUGACGUCUGUGAAAGAUGAUCUCACACAAAACCUACCAGAGAACAUGAAUCAGAGUGAGGUUCAAGAGAAAUACGAAUUUUCAUCAUUCCAACUUGCUUUCAAUACCAUCAGUUUCGGCAUAUGUGUCUCUGCAUCAGUUCUUUUGCUCUACUCUCUGUGGAGGCACACAAGGAAUCUGAAGAAGACUGGCCUCAGCACCAAGGACAUCAGUACUCAGGCCCACCUCAGGGUCAUGAAGCCUUUGCUUCUCUUGCUUUUCUUCUACGUUUUACAUUUUGCUGCCAUGAUCAUCGUCUUCACUAGUAUUAUCCCUUAUGGCAAACUUGAGCGGCUGAUUACUGACAUGGUCCUACUUUUGUAUCCUGCUGCACACUCCAUCAUCUUGAUAUUCACCAAUCCCAAACUGAACAAAGCAUACAUCCAUGCUAUUCACAUCAGAAGAAGUGCUUCCUAA